This is a messenger RNA of Tachysurus vachellii, 3328 nucleotides long. RefSeq lists its product as uncharacterized. Lineage: Eukaryota; Metazoa; Chordata; Actinopteri; Siluriformes; Bagridae. The coding region runs from base 111 to 2813 and encodes 900 amino acids. The record is from RefSeq and is a predicted model, not a curated record. The transcript has 13 exons.
AAAAACGCCCACCGUCUCGUCCGUCUAUAUAAGAGCAUGUCACUAUCUGAGAGAGAGGGAGUAAAAAAAAGUUGUUGAUAAGGUAUGUUUCCUCAGAGCAGCAAAAGGCCAUGAAGUUUAAAGUCCUGUUGUGUUUCUGUGUGCUGAGCCAAAUCCAACAGGUAUUUCUUGCAGAGAUCUUUGUGAACCUGAGCUCCUCUGUUAUCCUGCCCUGUUCGUUCUAUCUUCUAUCCAACGAUGAGGUACUCAACAUCACCUGGUCCUUCAACGGAUCCGUCAUCGCAUCCGAUUAUCACACAAAAAAUGAAACUUACUUGAUCGCAUCAGAAACCCGAUCAAAGGGAUUUUCCCUGAUGAAGCUGUAUAACGCCACACCACACAGUCAGGGUGUGUAUGAGUGCCAUGUGCAGACCAAUCUAACCAAUCAGGUCAGCAAUGUCACCCUGAACAUUUUGGCUCCACCGUCCAUCUUUGUGCCUUCUCCAGAGGUGGUGUUGGGGCGAGAGAGCUUAGUAGAAUGUUGGGCGAAAGGCUUCAGUCCUCCUAAUAUCACAUUCUCCUGGAUGCGAGCAGGCAAAGAGAUCGGAGCUCCUCAAAACUCCAAAACAAUCCACACAGAGGAUGGUUUAUAUGAAGGUGUCAGCAAGCUGGUGUUCAUUCCCGAACUUGCUGAUCGAAACACUACAUAUUCCUGUAUGGUAAACCAUGAAACUCUGAAGAAACCGCUCGUGAGAGAAUUCAGAAUAAACAUCACCAUUGUCCCCAAAGUCAGUGUGUCUGUUGUGCCGUCCUCUUCACGCUCAUCCGCACUCACUUUGGUGUGCGAUAUCAAUGGGUUCUACCCACAGGAUGUGUCUGUGCUGUGGCUCAGAAAUGGUACCGUCCUGCCCGAGACUCCUCAGAUCCAACAGAACAGUGAUGGAACGUACAAAACGCGUCACUUUCAUACUCUCAGCAUAGAGGAGAGAGAAAGAUCUGGACAAGUGCUGUGUGUGGCUCAACAACCUCAUGUUUCCCAACCAGCUUUGAGCUCCAUCGACCCAUCAGCUGCUGAUUCGUUAGUGCAGAAGCUCGUUCUGACUAAAUCUGCAAAAGCCUCAGUGGCAAUGAUGAUCAUCUCCCUGGUACUCGUUCUUCUGCUUUGCUUUGGCUUCUCUUGGAAGAGGAGAGAUGAGAAACAGAAAAGUUUAAGCGUGUCUUGUAUCAUCCUGCCCCCGAGGGUGGUGGUGGGACAAAAAGGCCGGGUCACCAUUAGUAUAGAAGGCAGGAGAGCAGAUCAAGUCCAAACUGUCUGGUUUCUCAACGAUGUCCCUAUAACAGAUACGUCUUAUACAGAAAGCAACAGCUCUAGGAUUCAUACACCGAGGACAUCGCGUCUAUCAGUACUGUCAGAAAAAGCCCCUUUGCUGACAUCAACUGCUUUGGGAUAUUACAAACUGCACACUCGGAAGCCCCUGCACUCGACUGGCCCCAACAAACAACUCCUUUCCUCCUUCACCUUCAUCCCUAACCUGUCUGUUCAUAAAGGGGCUGUCUUCAAAUGCCAAAUCUCCUAUAAAGGAAAAGACAAGAUAGUGAUGGAGAGAGUGUCAGAGAAGUUUACUGUUCUGUCUCCACCCGAGGUCUCAGAAAUCCAACUUUCCGAACCAAAUGAAGAGACAGGUAUUGUGGUACUGACCAUCGAAGCAUCCCACUUCCACCCUGACGUCAUCACCUUCCGCUGGUUCUGUGAAGGAGGAGAGUUGUGUCCUGUCGCUGUCCCAGCAGCCCUGGCAGCACCACGUCCUGAUACCCAAGGCUUCUUCUCAGCCCGGAGCCAGUGCAGGUUACCCAUGUCUGAGCUGGAAAGGGGAGUAACUGCAGUGUGGGUCACCGUCCAUCACAUGUCUCUUAAACAGCCAAUCACACGAAAGACCAGAGGGUUUACAAAGAAGCCCAUUGUUUCAGAAAUCAGCUGCGCCUCAAGGCCACAACAAGAGCAUUUAUCUCUGGCCUGUAGUAUCGCGAGUUUCUACCCUCCUGACAUUACAGUGAAAUGGCUGAAACAAACCAACAAUGGCGAGUUGGAAAUUAAGAAAGAGGAAGCACUGAUGGAAGUAUGGGGGCCGAUCCAGACACAGCUGAGGACUUUUCGAGCCAUGGCUGUGCUAACGGAAGUGGAGAACAAGCUGAAGGAAGUAGAUAAGGAAAGAAAUAUUGUGUGCAGAAUCGAGCACUGCUCUCUGCUCGAGCCCAUAGAGCGAGUCUGGACAAACUCUCACUUUGUGGCUCCCUCCAUCCCUCCAUCCUUGUCUGUUAGCUGGAAUAAUGAUGGUGUAGGGGUGUUUUCCUUGUGCCUGUCUGGUGGCUUUCCACAUCCCAAGCUGCAGUGGGCUGCAGGGGGUGACACUUUCAUCCCACUCAUCUCCAGAGAGACAGAGAAAGUGACAGACAGAGAAGGAAGAGAGCUACACAGUGUCUGUGCUUUGGUGAAGUGUGCAUUACCGCAAGGAAAUGAAGCCAACUUUCAAAAUCUGUACAAUACUCAGUGUCCAGUAUUGCAGAGUGAAACAAAUGACAGUGAACGAGGACAAAAGCAGCAAACAGAAAGUGCUGCAGAGACACCAGACUUGACACAGGAGACCACAAGGGAAGCUGUGCAGACCGAACAUGAGUCUUUGUACAUAAACACCGUAUAUGUGGUGGGAAAAGGAAAACGGGUAGAGAGAGAGUGCCUGAGAGUCACAGUGGAGAUUUCCCAUCCUGCACUUCCUCUGCCUGUGUACUGCACCUGGACAGAGCCUGGAGAGAACAGGAGGCUCGUACAGGAGUAACAUUGAAGUAAAAUUAUGUAAAUAAAUAUAUAAAUAAAAUGUUUUUUUUUUUAUUUGCUUCUUUUUAACUCAUUAUGUUUAAAACUUACAGCAUGUGUUUUAAUUUAUAUGUGUGUGGAUUUUUAUUUCUAACAUGAUAUAUUUGUUUUAGUUAAAAAAUAACUUAUUUUUGUGUCUGUUAAUUUAUAAAGAACAUUCUGAACAUUCAACUUUUCAAUGGUGAUGUGUUUUAAUGUGUAACACUCCUGUAUGAGGGCAGUGUGUAUGUGUUGGGGUUCAGGGACUGGGUGGUUUAGGGCAUGUUAGGGCAAUAAAGCUUUGCAAAAAUGUAGAAUUUGGAUCUAAAGUGCCUUUCUUGGAUCACGGUGAACUGGAAAGUGGAAGUUGUUGUUUAUGAAGCAUCAAACUGAAUGAAAGUAGCAUAACUGAUAAAAAAAAAUUAGUUUUGAAAAAUGAGUUUAUUAAAAUGCUUUGUUUAAUAAACAUGGAUAAACUGAAAAAUGCAAAUAAAAACA